This is a messenger RNA of Argiope bruennichi, 1808 nucleotides long. RefSeq names its product ras-related protein Rab-21-like (gene Rab21). The transcript has a single exon. NCBI's taxonomy places the organism in Eukaryota, Metazoa, Arthropoda, Arachnida, Araneae, Araneidae. The coding region runs from base 354 to 1004 and encodes 216 amino acids. The record is from RefSeq and is a predicted model, not a curated record. Gene Ontology annotation, biological process: Rab protein signal transduction. Gene Ontology annotation, molecular function: GTPase activity; GTP binding.
UCAUUCCUUAACAUUUGAUUUUUAUGAUUUGUGUACUUGUACGAGAUUUAAUUAUUUUUGUUAAAGGAAAUUAGGAUGUGGAAAGAUUGAAUAAGUUUAUUUUGAAUAAUUAAUGUGCUCACUUUGAAAUUUAAUCUAGUCUGAUUAUAUUCUAGUCCGUUAUCAAUAUAUUGAUUAUUUCCUAAGAUUACCUAUAAACUUGAAGUGAGAGUAAGUUGAACUGAGUGAUGUAAUUACGUUUUCGGAAGUGAAAGUUUGUUUAUUUUAAGAUUGUGUAUCAAACUUCAUACGAUUGGACACUCUUUGUUUAAAAUAAUUAAUUUAAAAAAAGCUAAAAAAAAUAUUAAGCAAUUAUGGCAUCUAAUUCAGCUUCAUCUGGGCGUAGUUACUCUUUUAAAGUUGUUCUUUUAGGCGAAGGAUGUGUAGGUAAGACCUCCUUGGUUUUAAGAUAUGUGGAAAAUAAAUUUAAUGAAAAGCAUUUCAGCACGCUUCAGGCGUCGUUCUUGAACAAAAAAUUAAAUAUCGCUGGUAAGAAAGUUAAUCUUGCCAUCUGGGAUACUGCUGGCCAAGAACGAUUCCAUGCUUUGGGUCCAAUUUAUUACCGCGAUAGCAAUGGUGCAAUACUUGUUUAUGACAUCACAGACGAAGAUUCCUUCAACAAGGUGAAGAAUUGGGUAAAGGAAUUACGAAAAAUGCUUGGCGAAAAUGUAUGUCUUUGCAUAGCUGGGAAUAAAACAGACUUGGAAAAAGACAGAGCAGUGCCAGUUGCUGAAGCAGAAUCCUAUGCAGCAUCAGUUAGAGCCAAACAUUUUAUGACAUCUGCUAAACAGAAUCGUGGGAUUGAAGAACUUUUCCUCGAUUUAACUCGGCGUAUGAUUGAAGUUACUGAUGCAAAUGACCAACAGGCUAACAGCUUAGGCAGGGGAAGUAAUCAGAGAAGAAAUGUGGUGAUUGUGGAUGAUGAGCCACAGCAGCAAAGAUCUGGUUGCUGUGGAGGUGGUUGAUAAAAUUAUUUAGAACUUUAUAUCCCUGAUGGAAAUUCCAAUACAAUUAGCUGCUGUUUGGAGCUAUUAUACAUAAAUUUUGCAAAUUCUUUAAAUUCUAAAUACAGUUAUUCUGGAUUACAUUUAAUAUAUAUGUGCGUGUUUGGAAUUGUACAUUUUUGUAUAAAUAUUUAUAAACUGAGAUUUCACAAUUUCGGCUUACUGAGAGUAAGAAUUUGCAAAUAAUUUCAAUGAAUGUUUUGAUUGAACUCUAAUGUUGUAAAUUCACGAAAUGUGUCAGUGUCACAGUGUAAGAUAUAUCUGUAAUUUUGCUGCUUAGUAUUAUUUUUCAUUUGCUUUAAAGAUUACAGAAAUAUCAAUAAAUAAAACUAUACCACAGAAUUUAAUAGUGUACCGUUCUGUGAUAAAUAUGAGAAACUACAUCUACUAUAAUUAGAAUUGCUUAACAAUUGAAAAUUAUUACCAUUUUAUAUCUAUGUUUGAAAAGGUUAAUUUGUGGUAAUUUGAAUAUCAUUUGCUUUAUCUUUACCAAGACUAAAUUUAUAAAAUUAAUAAUAAUCUUUACAGUUAUUAUUUUUUUAAACAUUGUCAGUUGAUGUAAAUGAAGGAAGUUUAUUUAUAUUAUGAACCAGAAGACUGUAACAGAAGAUGAUUUCAUAUCAAAUAACUGAUAUAUCAUAUACUAAAAUCAUCAGUUAUAAGUAAAUUGCAACAUGCAUAACAUAUAAAAAAUAAUAUAAGCAUGAAAUGCUUCUUUUUUAAAAUAUGUACUGAAAGCUAAGAAUAAACAAGAUUUUAAUUCCA